Molecule: messenger RNA, 177 nt
Organism: Lymnaea stagnalis (great pond snail)
Lineage: Eukaryota; Metazoa; Mollusca; Gastropoda; Lymnaeidae
Source: the annotation of a GenBank genome assembly
UUACAGGGCUUCCCACCUGAGUGUAAUCCACAGUCGCAGUCCUUGUUUGAAAGCAUCACGUCUUUACUGAGGUACCAGUUUUCCUGGAGCUACAGACACGACCCAUGCAAGAAAUACUAUCACGCCCUGCUGGUGGAUCCUCUUUGGGAGGUCACUCCUUUGAUGGUCAGUUUCUUC